Ficedula albicollis (Collared flycatcher) is the source of this 1101-nucleotide messenger RNA. It is a transcript of the gene STK32A, whose product is annotated as serine/threonine kinase 32A. The coding region runs from base 1 to 1101 and encodes 366 amino acids. The transcript has 11 exons. The record is from RefSeq and is a predicted model, not a curated record. Gene Ontology annotation, molecular function: G protein-coupled receptor kinase activity; G protein-coupled receptor binding; ATP binding. Gene Ontology annotation, biological process: G protein-coupled receptor signaling pathway; protein phosphorylation; regulation of signal transduction. NCBI's taxonomy places the organism in Eukaryota, Metazoa, Chordata, Aves, Passeriformes, Muscicapidae.
AUGGGGGCAAACACCUCCAGCAAGUCACCACCCUCUGAUGGGAACGGGGAUGUUACCUUCGACCAUUUUGAGAUUUUGCGUGCUAUUGGGAAGGGCAGCUUUGGAAAAGUCUGCGUGGUGCAGAAGACUGACACCAAGAAGAUGUACGCCAUGAAAUACAUGAACAAACAGAAGUGUGUGGAGCGAAAUGAAGUGAGAAAUGUUUUCAAGGAGCUACAGAUUAUGCAGGGUCUGGAGCACCCCUUUUUGGUUAAUUUAUGGUACUCAUUCCAGGAUGAAGAGGACAUGUUCAUGGUGGUGGACCUGCUGCUGGGAGGGGACCUGCGCUACCACCUGCAGCGGGACGUGCGCUUCCCAGAGGGAGCUGUGAAACUCUUCAUCUGUGAGCUGGUGCUGGCCCUUGACUACCUGCAGAGCAGGCACAUCAUCCACAGAGAUAUCAAGCCUGACAACAUCUUACUGGAUGAGCACGGACACGUGCACAUCACCGAUUUUAAUAUUGCCACCACGCUGACGAGGGACAGCCCUGUCACCACCAUUGCUGGCACCAAGCCCUACAUGGCACCUGAAAUGUUUAGCUCCACAAAACCCACGAGCUACUCCUUUGCUGUGGACUGGUGGUCGCUGGGGGUCACUGCCUACGAGCUGCUCAGAGCUCGGAGGCCAUUCCCCAUCGGCUCCCAGAGCAGCGCGGAGGAAAUCGCCCGCAUGCUCCGCACGGCCGCCGUCAGGUACCCGGCAGCCUGGUCCCCGGGGCUGGUGGCACUGCUCAGGAAGUUGCUCGAGCUGGACCCCGAGAAACGUUUUUCUCAGCUGAAGGACAUUCAGUCCUUCCCAUAUCUGUCUGAUGUCAACUGGGAUGCUGUUCUCCAGAAAAGAAUAAUGCCAGAAUUCAUUCCCAUGAAAGGCAGACUGAACUGUGACCCAGCCUUUGAACUGGAAGAAAUGAUCCUGGAAUCCAAACCUCUUCACAAAAAAAAAAAGCGCUUGGCUAAGAAGGAGAAAGAUACAAGUAAAAGCAAUUCAUCCCAGGCCAGCCACCUCCAGAAGCACCUGGAAAUGCUCCAGAGGGACUUCAUUGUUUUCAACAGAGAAAGGUAA